AUGUCCGGACGCGGCAAGCAGGGCGGCAAGGCGCGCGCCAAGGCCAAGACGCGCUCGUCUCGCGCCGGGCUGCAGUUCCCGGUGGGCCGGGUGCACCGCCUGCUGCGCAAGGGCAACUACGCCGAGCGGGUCGGGGCCGGCGCGCCGGUCUACCUGGCGGCGGUGCUGGAGUACCUGACGGCCGAGAUCCUGGAGCUGGCGGGCAACGCGGCCCGCGACAACAAGAAGACGCGCAUCAUCCCGCGCCACCUGCAGCUGGCCAUCCGCAACGACGAGGAGCUCAACAAGCUGCUGGGCCGCGUGACCAUCGCGCAGGGCGGUGUCCUGCCCAACAUCCAGGCCGUGCUGCUGCCCAAGAAGACCGAGAGCCACCACAAGGCCAAGGGAAAGUGAAGCCCAGCUUCCCGCUAGCCUUCCUAAAACCAAAGGCUCUUUUCAGAGCCACCUACAACUUUCCGUAAAGAACUGAAUGCUGAGUCAACCAUGUAUAUAUGUAAAUGUAUACAUAUGUAUAUAUUACUUUGCAUUUCGCAUUUGAAUCUCGUGAGUCUGCCCGGUGUUAUCAUGAUUAGUUUCUUGGUUCCGACACCCUUGACCCACAUGUCUCACCCUCUGGAAGAGGACUGGAGUGAAGUGGUAAUUUCAGGGCUAAACGUAACGGUUUUAAGUACUUGCUUACUGCAUUCUCGCAAAUACGUCUUAAACAUUUACUGUUUGACAUUGCAAACGUAAGGACGAAUUUGGACAGUUACUUGCUUGUGCAGUCCCCUUGUUAAGUUGUGGGUCUUAACCUAUACAAGUUGAGAUGGUCUUUUUAAAAAAUCCCUUGAACUAGGUCUCAAAUGUUUUAUAUAAAGUAAUAGAUGUUUUACUAAUGUAAGGGAAUUACAUUUUUAAAAUAGAAUUAUACUGCAGUGGAAUUGUCUGAAAGUGAAAAUGGGCUCGUGAAGCAAUGUUUAUCUGAAAUUAUUGGGCCUUAAAAUCUUAAUAUACAAGACGUUUCAUUUUUUAAAAAUUGAAGGCUUGUAUAUUGAGACGGGUAUAGAACUUCAGUGGUUAACAAUGGUAGCCAAAAUGCUGAUUGUCACUGGAAAAUUCGAAGUUGGAAGUCCGAAGAACUGCUUUAUCUAUACAAUACACACUGAAUUUCAAGGAUUAGUGCCCAAAAGUAAAACAUGAUAAUUUUUAUGCUAAUGAUAUACUGAAAUAAUGCGGACAUAUUGGGUUAUAAAAGUAUUGAAAUUUCUCCUGGUUUUAAUUUGUUGUAAUUUGACUCCUAGAAACGUCUAAAUUACAUCACUUGCAUUUAUUUCCACUGGAAAUAGCUGGUAUGAAGCAAACAAUAAAAAUAGGAAAAAAAAAUAGAUCAUAUCAAAGUGUUUAGAGAAUAGAGAACUUCUCUAGGCCUGACCAAUCGGGUCAUCGUUGGGUGUCUGGCUUCCUUUUGUCCAAUCAGCUUCAGACUCCGACUAUAAGUGAGAGGCCGGUUUUCUCUCUAC
This is a messenger RNA of Sciurus carolinensis (gray squirrel), 1499 nucleotides long. Its product is annotated as histone H2A type 1-E. Bases 1 to 393 code for a protein of 130 amino acids. The record is from RefSeq and is a predicted model, not a curated record. Gene Ontology annotation, cellular component: nucleosome. NCBI's taxonomy places the organism in Eukaryota, Metazoa, Chordata, Mammalia, Rodentia, Sciuridae. The transcript has a single exon. Gene Ontology annotation, molecular function: DNA binding; structural constituent of chromatin; protein heterodimerization activity.